Messenger RNA from Menidia menidia (Atlantic silverside), 765 nucleotides. The record is from the annotation of a GenBank genome assembly. Lineage: Eukaryota; Metazoa; Chordata; Actinopteri; Atheriniformes; Atherinopsidae.
UCCAAUAUCUGCUGUCUGUCUUUGUGUGCAGCUUUAAGGGACAACAGGAUUGAACUUGUGCAUGCAUCAUGGUCAGAGUUGACCAUCAGUAUCAACGACGUCACGCUUUCCGAUGAGGGAAUGUACACCUGCUCUCUCUUCACCAUGCCCGUCCGAACAGCAAAAGCCUACCUCACUGUUUUAGGUGUGCCCAAGAAGCCAGAGAUCGAUGGCCUAACAAAGCCCGCGAUGGAGGGGGACCACAUCACUCUGACCUGCAUCACUCAGGGCAGCAAGCCCGCCGCCGACCUGCGCUGGUUCCGGAAUGAAAAGGAGGUCAAAGGUGCCAAAGAGGUAAAUGCGAGUGGGAAGACAUUCACAGUGCGGAGCUCUCUGCAGCUGCACGUGGACAGAAAUGAUGAUGGAGUGGCCUACACCUGUAGAGUGGACCAUGUGGCACUCACACAGGCACCACAGCAAGCCACUGAAGUACUGGAAGUCCAUUAUGCUCCCCGGGUGGAGAUUGUCCAUUCCCUUGCAGUUCCUCAGGAGGGCCAGUACCUGAAGCUGGAGUGUGUGUCCAAAGGAAACCCAUCACCAGAUCCUGUGAUGUGGACAAAGGAUGGAGGUGAGCUUCCUGACCUGGACAGGAUGAUCGUGGAGGGGAGGGAGCUCACCUUUACCUCACUCAACAAGACAGACAACGGCACUUACCGCUGCGAAGCCAGCAACCACCUGGGGACCAGCAGUGCUGAAUAUGUACUCUAUGUCUACGGUGAGUCCUGA